Patella vulgata (common limpet) is the source of this 1546-nucleotide messenger RNA. RefSeq lists its product as uncharacterized. The coding region runs from base 193 to 1188 and encodes 331 amino acids. NCBI's taxonomy places the organism in Eukaryota, Metazoa, Mollusca, Gastropoda, Patellidae. The record is from RefSeq and is a predicted model, not a curated record. The transcript has 5 exons.
UAAAACGGGUCGUCAAUAUGAAGUCAUCGUGAUGGCCAACAAGUCAGCGAUGACGUCGUAUACAAAUAGACGUAUAUGGUUCAUUCCUGAGUCAGGUAGUGUCAAUUGAAAUAAAGCCCCGAUGAAAGUAUGAACUAUGACAGCGAUUAGAGACAGGAUUAGCAGACAAUAAUAUACAAACUAAUAGUAAGAAUGUCUGUUCAAGUUACCUGUAUUAUCAUCCUCACCUGUCUCCACUGUUUAAUUGAUACUGGAUUCGCGAGAAAUAUAAACACUGGAUUCCAGAAUCAAUCAGAAAGUUUUGUUCGACCAGAAGAUGUUUUAGUGAAUCAAGUCGUCGAUAAAGACUUGACGAAUGUAGAUAAAAAUAAUAAUGCGGGUGGUGUCCAGUCCCAAACAACAACUGAUACUGUUGUCCAUAUUAUCGGCAAAAUGAACCACAAACUACCAGCUCCAAACCAAACGAGAAAAUUUAAAAAACCAAACGCAAAACCUCCACUUUAUCCGAAAAAUAUCAAAUCAACUGUGAACCUUUUACCAGACCCUACAAAGACCAAAUUAAAGAAGCCAAUAUUUAACCCAAGGCCCGCCGGUUUUUCUACCAAAAGGUCAUCUGUGAACAUACUACCAGCCCAAGUAUCUUCAGAUCAAGCACCAUCCAAUAGUUCAACUAGCCCUAGCCAACCUAGAUCUGUUGGUGCUGGCCGUGAAUCCCUAUCAUUGGGACCAAGCUUAGCGGAAAUGGGUACAUCAUUUGGGGAACCCCUUUCUUCAUUAUCAUCAGUAGCUAGUUCUCCAAAGUCUUCUGACCAUAUUCCACCACCUGGAAUCAUUUUUGGGACGCCUGAUCACCCACCUAGUAAUAGUGCACCGAUCAGUUCAUCAGCAGUAGAGCUUAAUCCAGAAGAAACAACAAUACUGGAUUCUGGAUCAGAAACUUCAAAUGUUGCAGAUACCGGAUAUUCAGAGCACCAUAGCCCCUUUUCUAUUCAAGUUUCGGAUCCGCUUUUGGUACCCCAAAAUGUGGCCUUGGCCGGACCAUCAACAUCUAGUCCUUUGUCUCCAGAAGAUACCUUUAUGGAUAUUUCAACAUUUUCUUCUGUGUCUCCUACUCUGCCAGUAAUAAACGACCAAGCAGACCAGUGGUAUUGGCCCGAUGGACACAACACUGGUCCCUUAACAGAAUAAAAUGUCAAAACAUAAUGCUUAAUCGUAACAUAUUUGAAGGAUUUGACCAAGUGGUGCGGUAGAUUGCUUGGUAGAUUAUGCUUCAGGUUGCCUGUUAGAACUUUGUUAAGUUUAGAUGUGCAUCCGGACGUACCAAGAUCUGAUUUCUUUUGCAAGAACGUUUCAGAAGGUCGCAACAAUAACCAUUGAGUUUGGAAUCCAGUGAAAAAGUGGAAUAAUUGGUCAGAAGAAAGCCGUCGUGAUAAGACGGUUACUUAAAGAUGUAAAAUGUGUUAUGAAUAUACUAACCUUAAUGAACUAUAAAAGGUUACCAAUGAAAAUCUGUUGAAAUCCUUAUUAAUAAAAAUUUAACAAAGUU